GCUACCAUCCCGAGACCUUUGGAUCCUUGGCAACAUGACGCUUGAUAACAAUCGCCUCACAACAUUUGGGCAGUAACUUAUUAAUCUUAUUUAAGUACAUAUCCUGUAUGUGACAGCUCAUUGACCGACUCUGAAUGAGGCUCAGCAGCACAUGUUCAGCUUCUCAAGCAAACACGACCGAGACACGCGAUACAGCGCAGGAAUCUAGCAUGACGGGAGACUUUCCUAGUGAACCUGGAUCAGCCCGUCGCGUGCGCAGGGAGUGGUGGCUACACGUGGGUCUGUUGUGUAUUCCUCUGCUCGCGGUGUAUUUACACAUUCCUCCUCCACAGCUCUCACCUGAACUAAACACUUGGCGGUCCUCCGGAAACACCAUUAACUUCAGAGACCAUGACAUCUUCUAUAAAGAGUCGGUUGGUGUUGUGGGAAGCUCUGAUGUUGUCCUGUUGCUUCAUGGCUUUCCUACUUCCAGCUAUGAUUGGUGUAAGAUCUGGGAUUCUCUGACUCAGCGCUUUAACAGGGUUAUUGCCCUUGACUUCCUGGGCUUCGGUUUUUCAGACAAACCGAGACCACACCGUUACUCCAUCUUUGAGCAGGCAAGUUUGGUGGAGGCCCUGGUUGCUCAGUUGGGUCUUUCAGGGCAGAGGAUCAACAUCCUAUCACAUGACUAUGGAGACACUGUAGCACUUGAGUUGCUGUACAGGAGUGACCGAAACAGGACCGGACAUAUCACCAUUAACAGCCUCUGCCUUUCAAACGGAGGAAUAUUCCCAGAAACCCAUUACCCACGAUUCAUUCAGACGCUGCUAAAAGAUUCUGGCUUUAUUUCACCCUUACUUACUCGGCUUAUGAACUUCCAGUUUUUUUCUAGAGGAAUAGGGGAUGUCUUUGGACCUUACACCCAACCAACAGAAGCGGAUUUCUGGGACAUGUGGACAGGCGUUCGCUUUAAUGAUGGAAAUCUGGUCAUGGACAGUAUCUUGCAGUACAUUAACCAGAGACUGAAGCAUAGAGACAGAUGGGUGGGAGCUUUAACCUCAACUUCAACACCUUUGCACAUGAUUUAUGGACCACUAGAUCCAGUUAAUCCACACCCCCAGUUUAUCCAGCUUUACAGCAAGCUUGUCCAAAGAUCCACAAUAUCGGUUCUAGAUGAGCAUAUCAGUCACUAUCCACAGCUGGAGGAUCCCACUGGCUUCAUAAAUUCUUAUCUCAGCUUUAUCAACUCAUUCUGAACAACUGCCUUAUAUCAAGACCAGUGAGAGUGGUCUGAUGAUAUCAGAAGUUUGGAAUAUUGUCUGAAAUAGGAUGCUCAGGAUGAAAAUAUCCUCCACAUAUGUCGGCUGUCAGUCAUGUGUUUAAAUGCAUGAAACUGAUAUAUUCAAGUAUUGUAUCAAACGUCCAAAUGACCAUAAGAAACACGUAAAGAGUGUAUUCAAAAACCAGUAUUCCUUAUAGCAAAAUUGCCAUUAACUAAAUGUUACUUAGAAGCUCAAAUGUUAUUCAAUUAAAAGGGUCUUUUUCUUAAA
This is a messenger RNA of Triplophysa dalaica, 1529 nucleotides long. It is a transcript of the gene mest, whose product is annotated as mesoderm specific transcript. The record is from RefSeq and is a predicted model, not a curated record. The coding region runs from base 135 to 1235 and encodes 366 amino acids. NCBI's taxonomy places the organism in Eukaryota, Metazoa, Chordata, Actinopteri, Cypriniformes, Nemacheilidae. The transcript is spliced from 12 exons. Gene Ontology annotation, molecular function: catalytic activity.